AUGACAGGAGAAACAGACACAGAAAUACCAGAUGUUGUCCUGAACAUAUGUUUCCUUAUUGCAGAUACAGGUGCUGUAUUUACCUUCGGAAAUAGUAAAAUAGCAAACAAUGUGCCCAGCAGGUUAUGGUUAAAGAAUGAUAUACCUGUGCACAUCUCAUGCGGACAGUCACACUCAGCCUUUGUAACAGAGCAGGGCCGUUUGUUUGUGUUUGGAAGUAAUAACAGCGGUCAGCUUGGUCUACAAGCCAAAGGACCAGUUAAAAGACCGAUCUGUGUUAAAGUUCUUAAAGGGGAGAGAGUUCAGUUGGUUGCCUGUGGGACUGAUCACACACUCGUAAGCACCUCACAAGGGGAGAUUUUUGCGGCUGGAGGAAACAGUGAUGGACAGUUGGGACUGGGCCACUGUAAUGGCAGUGUCUCUUUCCAGCGCCUCCGCCCCUUUUGUGACUAUGCUCCAAUCAAAUUGCUCUGUGCAGGUGACCACACCUCUGCUGCACUUACAGAGGAUGGCAGGCUGUUUCUGUGGGGUGAUAACUCUGUUGGUCAGCUUGGUUUGGGGAAUGACAGUCAUGCCUUGUUGCCUAAAGAGCUGAAAUUGGGACAACCCGUUCAGUCGGCCUCAUGUGGAUACAGACACUCGGCUCUGGUCACAGAUAAUGGGGAUGUUUUCACUUUUGGGGAAAGUGCAGAUGGACGACUGGGUCUUUCUGCUCAUCUGCUGGCCAAUCACAGUUGUCCCCAGCGAGUAGAAUCUCUGCACAGGGUUCUGCAGGUGGCAUGUGGAGGCAAGCACACACUCGCCCUCACAGAGGAUGAGUUAUAUUCUUUUGGCCGUGGGGAGUUUGGGCAGUUGGGAUUGGGGACGAUGAUGUUUGUAGCAGACGCACCUGUAGCUGUCGGCCACUUCAGGAAAGGCAGGGUCACCCAUGUCACAUGUGGCGAAAACCACACUGCGCUUAUAACAGAUAGUGGUCUUCUGUACACAUUUGGAGAUGGCCGUCAUGGGAAGUUAGGCCUUGGAGACGAGAACUUCACCAAUCAGUUCAGUCCAACUGUGUGCCAGAGGUUCUUUGAUUACUCUGUCAUGACUGUGGCAUGUGGUUCCAGUCACAUGCUGGUGUUCGCACGGCCACGGCAACAGGAAAGUGAAGAAGUUUGUUUAGAGGAUGAAGAUGUUACCUACUCUUACCUGGACAGGUGUUAUACCUCAAUGUUACAGGGGCAACCAUUAGAACAUAUUCCAGACCCAGCUCUCGUCUCACAACUGACCUUUCUCCCCUCAUCUCUUCCAACCUCUCACCGCUGGAGACUAUCAACACGGGCCAGACGGAGACAGAGGAAGAGCUCAUCUGCACAGUUUGGUCCAGAAUUUUGCAAUCUUCCUCCCCUUACAACUGGCUUUACUGCACUAGCCCUGACAGGCAACAUCCUUCAACCCAGAUCUCCAACAGACACUCCUAAACGCUUCAGAACUGAUGCCCCUGUGGAAUCUUCUUCUACCUCAAUCACACUGCCUGUCAGGACACUUCCACUCACACCCAUCACUAAGAGCACAGAGGACUGCCAUAGUGUUGGAACAUCUGAAAACAGCGUGUCAGACAAGACACGUGAACAGCAUAAGCACAAGAUGGCAAGAGCCUCUUCUAUUGGGAAGGAAGAGAAUGUUCCUCAGGCUCUGCCCACUGAAGUACAGGCUGGUUCUGUUUCUCAUCCAUCAAUGACAGAAUCUCCACCACCAAGCAAUCUUAAACAGAAGAAGCCCAGGUCUGGAGAUCCAAAGAACGCUGCUACGCAGGAGGAACGUUUUUAUGCUACAGCAUCACAAAGCAAAAUGCAAUCCAAAACAUACAAAAAACCUAUCCAGAGUACAAAUAAUAAAUCUAAAGGUGAAGCAGUAGAGGUCAGAUCAUCUCCAGAGAGAAUGUCAGCUAAAGAAAGGGAGGGAUGCAGUGAAACAUGCAGUAUUAGUAUUGAUUCAAGGCACAAAGUUUCAAAAGCAGGUCAAGGUCAAGAGGUCACUACUCUUGCUGAGAUGGAGCACGAGACCAAGUCGAAAAUUCAAAAUACAACUUCUCCAGUUCACGAAGUCAAGGAAGUUAGAACAAUGCCUACAAAAGUUUUAGAGGUCAAAUCACAUAAAAUUAAAGAGGAGGGUAUUCCAGUAAGAGCUACAAAAAGGGCCAAGUCUCCAGUCAAGGAUCAAGACGUGCCCUCUGGAAGUAUGGAAGUUAGUGUGGUUGAAUCAAUACUUCAGGCAGGUCCUGCUCAAAAAGACAUCAAGCCAUCCCUUGGAAAGGCUCAAGAGGUCAUAUCAACACUGAUCGACACACAAGAACAGGGAAACCCAUCAGUCAAAAUUCCAGCCAAAUUGCAAAACACUCCCAAAAAAGGAAAUCAUGUUGACACAGAAGAAAACCCUGGUGAACUUACACCAAAGAAAGCUAAGAAGAAGAGAUCAGAUGUGGAAAGAGCCCCAAAGAAAGAAAUAGCACCCAAAACACCCAGCUCUCUAUCAGUUUCCAUACCCACACGAAUGUCUAAAGCAAAAAAGGGGAAACCCGUGGAGGCUGAAAACUCAAACGUCCAGCUUAGAACUGAGAUGCUAGCACAAGUCAAAAGGGAAAAUGAUAGUAAAACACCUCAGAACUCCAAUAUGUCAUUCCCCCCUAUAGAGAACAGAAAAUCAGGAGGAGCUUCUGAAAUAAGCCAAUCCGCUUCCAACCUGCAGUCUGAGCAUACAAAUAGCCAGUCGCCCACUGAUAAACUGCUUACUGAACAGAAAUAUGAAUUUCCAUCAAUUAAAAGCUUAACUCCAGAAAGAGGCCACUCAUUUUCCAGUUUAUGGUCCAAUAAUGAAUCAGCAACUAGUAAAUCUUCCACCAUAAAAGAAAAUGAAUCACCAUCUGGUAAUUUGUUAAGUCUAUCACCACAAUACAGGCAGUCACCACUAAAUGAAAUUAAAUUAGAUGGCAAAUCAGUUGAACCUGAAGAGCCAGACAGGAAGCCACAGGCUGAGCAGAGCAUUAUGGGUAGUGUAGUUUCACCACUAGCAGCCAUGGCUAUAAUUAGUGCUGCACCACUACUUAUAACAGCUGCUGAAGUUUUUUCUGAAACUUCACCAGAACAAAGUAAUACGAUGUCCUUGUGUGCAUCAAUGUCCCAAGAAGUAGCAGGAAACAAUUUCCUGCCAGAACACGAAGUGGACCUGGGCAGCACAGUUCAGGAUGUAUCAGCACAAUACGUACAAAACAAGCUUGUUUCAGAUGAAAACAGAAAAAUGGAGAAAGAAAUAGAUGUGAAGGAUAGCGAAACAGAGAGAGCGGAAGAAAGAGGUGAAGAAGAGACUCUCGCUGAGGAUGAAGAGGAAAGUGAGGGGGUUGGGCAGAAAAAAGAGAACAGUGUUGUUGAAGAUGAAGAAGAAAGAGAAAGUGCAAGUGCUCAAAAGGGAGAGGAGGACUGUGAGGUAGAGGAGGGAGAGGAAGAGGAAAGUGAGGCAGCAGGGGAGGAAGAGGAUGACAGCAAUAGUGGACAGAGCAGUAAAAGUGAGGGGGAGAAGAGUGAAGAAGGAGGAUGUGAAGAUGUGACUGAAAGAGAAGAAGAGGAGAAUGAGGGUGAGGAUGGAGAAAUGGAAGAAGAGAAUAAAGAUGAAGAGAGUGGUGGUGAAGAUGAGGAAGAAGAGAGGGAGAGCUGGGAUGGAGGGAGUGAGGGAGAGAUGAAAACCGAUCCAGAGGAGGAGCAGGAAGGAGAGAACAGUAAUGAUGAGAAAACGGAAGUAGGUGAACAAUCUGACAGUGAGGAUGAAAAUAAAAAUGUGAGAUCAGAUGAAGACGAAGGAGAGAGCGAAGAAAAUGAUGGGCGUGAAGAAGAAGAGAAUGAAAUAGAGGAAGGAGAGGGAGAGCAGGAAGAAAAGGGAGACGAAAAGUGUGAGGAAGAAGAUGAGGAAGGAAAUGAAGAUGAGGAGGAAAAUCAAGAAGAAGAGACUGAUCAUGAAGAGGAGGAGGAGGGAAACAGAGACCAGGCAAAAGAGGAGGAAGAAGAAGAGAAUGGCGAAGAGGAGGAGGGAGAGGAGAGUGCGAGAGAGAAAGAAGAACGACAGAAUGAGGUGGAAGCUAAAGACGAAGAAAAGGUUUCCGAGAAAGAUGGAGAUGAAGAAAGACAGGAAGGGAGUGAACAGGUGGAGGAAGAUGAUGGAGACAAAGAAGAGGAAAUGGAUACAAGUGAAGUGAAAUUUAGAGAAGAAGAGAAUCUGGAUCUCUCAGAGACACCGGACGUGGACAGAGAAGAUGAAGAUGAUGAGGUAGACAAGCUGAAUGAAAUGAUGGAAGAAAAUAAUGAGGAAGAGAAAGGAAGUGAAGAAGAAACAGAAGAGGAGGAGAAAGAAACAGACAAGAAGGAAGAGAAUACAAAAACAGACAGAAGUGGCAGGAAACAGAAAGAAUCUACUGAAGAGGAAGAAGAACAUGAAGAAGAGAGUGAGGAAGAGGAGGAGGAGGAGGAAGAAGAAGUAGAGCAGAAAGAAAUGAAAAUAAAAACUGAAAAAAACAGGAGGAAACUGAGAGAAACUAGUGAAGAAGAAGAGAAACAGGAAGAAGAGAGUGAGGAAGAUGAGGAGGAGGAAGAAGCAGAACGGAAAGAAAUGAAUAUAAAAACUGAGAAAAACAGGAGGAAACAGAGAGAAACCAGUGAAGAGGAAGAAUGGGAAGAAGGUGAUGAAGAGGAGGAAGAAACAGAGAAGAAAGAUAAAAAUAUGAAUAAAGAUAAACAUGAGAACAAGCAAAGAGGAAAUACUGAUGAGGAAGAAGAACAGGCGGAAGAGGGCGAGGAAGAGGAGGAAAUGGAGGAGGAAGAAACAAAGCAGAAAGAAAAGGAUAUAAAAACUGAGAAAAACAGGAGGAAACAGAGAGAAACUAGUGAAGAGGAAGAAGAACACGAAGGAGAGAGUGAGGAAGAGGAGGAGGAAAUAGCAGAGCAGAAAGAAAUGAAUAUAAAAACUGAGAAAAUUGGGAGGAUACAGACAGAAACUACUGGAGAAGAAGAGGAGGAAGAAGAAGAAGCUGAAGAGGAGGAAGAAGAAGAAGCUGAAGAGGAAGAAGGUGAGGAAGAGGAGGAAGAAGAAAGUGAGGAAGAGGAAGAAAAGACCAAAAAAGUACCAAAACAGAGAGACAAACCAAAUGUGUUACCUGCGCGCAGACAGGCAAGUGCACAGAGAGACAGACAGAAGACUAGACAAAGAGAUCACCAGAAUAUUAAAGGGAAGAAGCAAACAGGUGGUGCUCAGGACCCUCAGUUCUGGAACAGUGUCCUACCACAGUAUCUGAACCUUAAAUGACCCCAAAUCUGCACACUACAAGCACAGACACCCUGAACAUCUG
This is a messenger RNA of Rhinichthys klamathensis goyatoka, 5374 nucleotides long. It is a transcript of the gene rpgra, whose product is annotated as retinitis pigmentosa GTPase regulator a. NCBI's taxonomy places the organism in Eukaryota, Metazoa, Chordata, Actinopteri, Cypriniformes, Leuciscidae. The transcript is spliced from 16 exons. The coding region runs from base 1 to 5331 and encodes 1776 amino acids. The record is from RefSeq and is a predicted model, not a curated record.